CAGGAUUGAAAAUUAGGUAAUCAUUUUAGCAUGAAUCCAGUUCAAUCCACUUAGCGCGGAUCCCAAUUUGGCACCAUCCCUCAUGCUUAGCGGCAGCCACGGUUGGCGCCGAUUGAUUCAGCCCGUGACUGGACAAGCCGGGGCAGCUUUCCUGGGUGGAUCGGGGAUCACGCAGGCGGCAGCAGACAGAUUUCGAUUUCCAGUGCGAGGGGAGACCUUCUGGCUGGUCACGACUCAAGGAACGGAGUACAGUGUCUCACACAGCCGGAAAUCUUCAUCGGAGGGGUCGAGAGUGGUAGAAGAAAGCCGUUUCAAAGAACAUGAGGAUGAUGAGGGUGAUGGUAGAUGAUGAUA
Aspergillus japonicus CBS 114.51 is the source of this 354-nucleotide messenger RNA. RefSeq lists its product as uncharacterized. NCBI's taxonomy places the organism in Eukaryota, Fungi, Ascomycota, Eurotiomycetes, Eurotiales, Aspergillaceae. The coding region runs from base 83 to 349 and encodes 88 amino acids. The transcript has a single exon. The record is from RefSeq and is a predicted model, not a curated record.